AUGCGGCAACCGCCCGGCUUCGAGGCCGAAGGUAAGGAGAACCAUAACAAACGUUUGGACGAAGUGUUGACGAAGAAUGGGUUCCGAGCUGCCGCGGCGGACCCGUGUUUGUAUGUAAAGGAUGACGGGAAAGCGAAGGUGAUCCUGAUGGUAUAUGUAGACGACCUUCUGGUCGCUUCUACGGACGAAGGCGAGUUAGCGAAGAUCUGUGAAGGCCUGCAAGCGGAUUUCGAGUUGACGUGUCUCGGGGAGGUGCGCCACUUCCUCGGCGUAGAGGUUCAACACGUCGGCGGUGUCUACAAGCUGAGUCUUCGCAACUACAUCGAGAAGCUGAUUACCAUGUUCGGGAUGGAGGAGUGCAAGACGGCCAAGUCGCCGAUGGACGCCGGCUACUUGAAAGUGACCGAUACCGGAGAAGCGUUCAAGGAUCCAACAUCGUACCGUAGCCUAGUAGGCGGACUCCUGUACUUAGCAGUCGUAGCAAGGCCAGACAUUGCAGCAACCGCUGCGAUUCUUGGGCGAAAGUUCAACGAACCCCGUGAGUGCGAUUGGACAGCUGCCAAGCGGGCACUCCGCUACUUGAAAGCGACCAAGUUUCAUCGACUGCAGUUAGGAGGAGACAGCAAACAGGGCCUCAUCUGCUAA
Molecule: messenger RNA, 645 nt
Organism: Aedes albopictus (Asian tiger mosquito)
Lineage: Eukaryota; Metazoa; Arthropoda; Insecta; Diptera; Culicidae
Exons: 2
Coding region: 1-645 (214 amino acids)
Source: RefSeq, a predicted model, not a curated record